Molecule: messenger RNA, 1540 nt
Organism: Psammomys obesus (fat sand rat)
Lineage: Eukaryota; Metazoa; Chordata; Mammalia; Rodentia; Muridae
Gene: Dnaaf3
Product: dynein axonemal assembly factor 3
Exons: 12
Biological process (GO): axonemal dynein complex assembly; motile cilium assembly
Source: RefSeq, a predicted model, not a curated record
CCCUGCUGGAGAAGGGCCACCUCCGGAGUUUUGGAAGGAUAAAGGAUCCCUGACCCACAGGGCGAUGACCACACCUGCGGGCUCCGGCUCCGGCUUUGGCUCAGUGUCCUGGUGGGGUCUGUCCCCAGCGCUGGAUCUACAGGCUGAAAGCCCUCCUGUGGACCCAGAGUCACAGGCAGUUACAGAGCACAAGAUCCCGGAGCUGGAUGUCCUGCUGUUAGGUUCUGUGGAUGGGAGACACAUGCUUCGGACCCUGGCCAGGGCGGCGCUCUGGCCUCUCAGGAGAUUCAAUUUUUAUGUGCUGGAGAAUAACCUGGAAGCUGUGGCGCGACACAUGCUGAUCUUCAGUCUAGCCCUAGAGGAACCUGAGAAGAUGGGGCUCCAAGAGCGGAGCGAGACCUUCCUGGAGCUGUGGGGGAAUGCGCUCUUGCGACCAUCGGUAGCUGCCUUCGUGCGCACCCAGGCUAGCCUCCUGGCUCAACUGGUCCCCGAGCCUGACCGCCUGGAGGAGCAACUACCCUGGCUCAGCCUCCGGUCGCUCAAGUUCCGCGAGCGGGAUGCCCUGGAGGCCGUGUUCCGCUUCUGGUCAGGUGGGGAGAAAGGACCCGAGGUCUUCCCCAUGAGUCGCCUUUGGGACUCGAGGGUGCGCCACUACCUGGGUUCCCGCUAUGAUGCCCGGCGUGGCGUGGCCGACUGGGACCUGAGCAUGAAGCUGCACGAUCGAGGGGCCCAAGUCAUCCACAUACAGGAAUUCAGACGCUGGCGGGAUACAGGCGUUGCCUUUGAACUCAGAGACUCGAGUGCUUACCAUGUGCCCAACAGGACCCUAGCGUCGGGUCGCCUACUGAGCCACCGUGGGGAACAAGUGGCAGCGCGCGGGUACUGGGGGGACAUCGCCACGGGGCCCUUUGUGGCUUAUGGCAUCGAGGCGGAUGACCAGAGCCUUUUGCGAAGGAGCAAUGGACAACCGGUCAAGACUGCAAGCGAGAUCACACAGCAUAAUGUUACAGAGCUGUUCAAAGACGUGGCCGCCUGGAGGGGCCCGGGAGCCACCCAGCAGAACCAAGAGGAGACAAAGUCGCCUGAGGCAGAUGUGCCUACUCAAGAACCCUUCACUAUGCACUUUCUGCCUCUCAAUUCUUCACAGACUCUCCACCACAAGUCCUGCUAUCAGGGCCGGUUCCAGCUCCUCUAUGUGUCCUGUGGGAUGGUCCAUCUUCUCAGUCCUGAGCUCGGGGCUUGCGUGGCCCCUGGAGGGAACCUGGUUGUGGAAUUAGCUCGGUACUUGGUGGACAUACGGCCCAAGGAGUUGAAGGCGUUCUCUGACCGUGUUGGGGAGAUAGCACGGGCAGCUGGGUUCGCCCCUCAUACUGGAACCACCCCCUCGGAGACCUUUGCACGUUUCUACAAGUUAGGAGACACCAGUAGGGGUUGUGGAGACUCAGCUUUGGAAGCCACAGUCCUGGCCCCUCCCCCAGAAGCAAUGAGCCCACCCCAGGCUGACCAGGCCUCUUCUCUAAGAGCAAUGAGCCCACCCCAG